UAAUUAGGGAAAGGUGGCAAAGCAGAACUGAAUGAGAUGGGGCACCAUUGCUGCAGCAAACAGAAAGUGAAGAGAGGGUUGUGGUCUCCUGAAGAAGAUGAGAAGUUGAUCAAGUGCAUCACUACCUAUGGCCAUCCUUGUUGGAGCUCUGUCCCUAAACAAGCUGGACUUCAAAGAUGUGGCAAGAGUUGCAGACUCAGAUGGAUCAACUACUUAAGACCUGACCUUAAGAGAGGCUCUUUCACUGCUCAAGAAGAAACUAUCAUCAUUGAUGUUCAUAGAAUUGUUGGCAAUAGGUGGGCUCAGAUUGCUAAACAUCUGCCUGGAAGAACAGACAAUGAAGUGAAGAACUUUUGGAACUCAUGCAUCAAAAAGAAGUUACUUGCUCAAGGAUUAGAUCCAAAGACUCAUAAUUUGUUGCCAAAUGCACGCCCUUCACCUUCUUCUACUACUGUUCUCCCAUUCACCAUCACUUCCACCUCUAGUAAUGGAUUUGAUCAUGCUGUCAUGAGCUUUCAAGAUCAACCUAAUGUUUCUUCUUCUUGUUUUGAUCCAACCGGUUUCAUCGAUGAAGCUUCUUAUGCUUGGAGUUCCACUACUGCUGAUCACACUUUGAAUGUCAUGAAUCAAACUCAGUUACAAGGACUUCCACAAGUUGAACCACAACAACAUCAUCAGCAGCAACAACAACAACAACAACAACAAGGACCAAUGCAUGUUAAUGAUAAUGAAAUGGAGUUUAACACUGAAGCAUUUGAUCUUGACUUCAUGGAAUCAGCAUUAUCUUCUUCUGAUGUUUUCUGCAAUGGAAACUCUUUGGAUGAUCACUUGAAUUGGGAUUGCCAAGACCUUUAGUAAUAUGAUUUCUCCUACAAAUUAGUCAAGUUAUCAUCAUUUGUUCUCUUUUUGGUUGUGUAAUUACUUGGAUAUAUAUAACUGC
Messenger RNA from Dioscorea cayenensis subsp. rotundata (Guinea yam), 940 nucleotides. Its product is annotated as transcription factor MYB86-like. NCBI's taxonomy places the organism in Eukaryota, Viridiplantae, Streptophyta, Magnoliopsida, Dioscoreales, Dioscoreaceae. The transcript has 3 exons. The coding region runs from base 37 to 855 and encodes 272 amino acids. The record is from RefSeq and is a predicted model, not a curated record.